AUGAGGGAAAAGGGCCCGUCACGGAAAAAACACAAAAACAGUAAGCUCGGGUGCGCCACGUGCAAGCGCCGCCGAGUCAAGUGCCCAGAGAACUUGCCUGCUUGUCUGAAUUGCAUCAAGCACGGGUCUCGGUGUGAGUACUUGGACUACACCGAGAAGCAGCUUGAGGAUUUUGCCCGGGCCAAGCUGGCGCAAGGGACCGAGAGCGACCUGAGGCGAGCGAAAAACAGUGAUGGCUCUCGGGGAGACGUCAGUCGGAGCGACCUUGAGGGUCUGCUUGACGAACGGGCCAGGCUAGCGAAGUUGCACAUCGAUGAGAAAAAGAGCAGGGAUAACAAGAGCGAGAGCGGCCCUGAACAGCUGGCUGAGCAGUCUGGGGGUGGGAGACCGCCGGUUGAGCACACCUUCAGCGCGGAGCUGGUGAUGGACGUGGAGAUGAUGGCCAUUGAACAGCAGCACGAGCUGAACCGGCUGCUUGGACUCCUGCUACAGGACCAUAUCGAGGUGCAGCCGCUGCUUAUGGAUCCACGCUCGCUUCCAGAUUCUAUGUCGUUUGAUCUCCAGCACGAUAGUAUGGGUGGGCAGGCAGCCACGGGAGGACUCCUACCGGGGGGUGUGCUGGACGUGCUCAAUUUCCAGCACAACGCCAUCACGCAGAACUUUGACAACUUGUUGGCUGGCGGCGGCGGCGGCGACGGCGACGCCCCAGGCGAUGGUACCCAGAUCAUCUAUCCGGUUUACUCGAUUCACAAUAGCAAUUUUGUCACGCCAGGAGCUGUGGAGUGGGAAAGUGACUAUAGCAGCAGUGAGGGCAAUGGGGGCAGUGGCUCUGGCGGUGCCGCAGACGGGCCGUUGGUCAACGCUCCCUUGCGUCCCACGGGCCCCUUCGCUGCUGCCAGAGACGUAUUCCGCUCGCCGUAUUCCGCUCGCCUGAGGCCGUCAAACUGCAAUUGCCGCUGA
This is a messenger RNA of Candidozyma auris, 960 nucleotides long. Its product is annotated as Zn(II)2Cys6 transcription factor domain-containing protein. The record is from RefSeq and is a predicted model, not a curated record. The transcript has a single exon. Bases 1 to 960 code for a protein of 319 amino acids. Gene Ontology annotation, biological process: regulation of transcription by RNA polymerase II. Lineage: Eukaryota; Fungi; Ascomycota; Pichiomycetes; Serinales; Metschnikowiaceae. Gene Ontology annotation, molecular function: zinc ion binding; DNA-binding transcription factor activity, RNA polymerase II-specific.